Molecule: messenger RNA, 616 nt
Organism: Diprion similis
Lineage: Eukaryota; Metazoa; Arthropoda; Insecta; Hymenoptera; Diprionidae
Product: COMM domain-containing protein 8-like
Exons: 4
Coding region: 74-613 (179 amino acids)
Source: RefSeq, a predicted model, not a curated record
CCGAGGAACAGAGUGACCAUUCGUUGACUGGAUCAUUCUAUUCUAGGGACUGGAUCAUUAAAGCCGCUGUGAAAUGGAGGAUGAAACUGAAUUGUUACAAAAUAUAUUUACUAAAGAAAAUAGCGAUUUUAUGAACCAGUUCCUUCACGCCUGUGUCGACGAAAUAUGCGGGCGGAAACGGGUGACGUUUCAACAGUUUACCAACAGCGUCGAAUGCACCGAGAAUGAGUUCAAAACUGCCCGUCAGUUUAUUUUCGAUUUGUUAAGAAAUCCGGCACUACUGUAUCUUGAAGAUGAAAGGAUGCCGCAACGAUACGUUGAAGCGCCUGCUGAAUUACAACUUGCAAUACGCAAAUGUGUAAAUAUACGAAGAGAGCAACUGCUUAAGGCACUAUUGAGGGAGCAUUCCAUCAAAAAUGGAACGACAUUGCUCGACUUUGACUGGAGAUUAAAGUGGGUUAUGGGAUCAAGCAAAUUGGCCACGUUGAAGGAACCUCUUCUGCAGUUGGAUCUCAUCAUUGAAGAUAGCAAAAGUCAGCGAAUCCUCGAUCUUGAAUUGAACAGAGAUGAACUAGAUACGUUGAUAAAUACGUUGGAGGAAGUGGGAGGAUGAUUU